UCUGAGAGACUGGAUCUGAUCCCGCCAUUCAGCGGUUUUUACUUAGUAACAGCCUGUCAUGCGGACAUCCCCAGCGGGCCUCGCCUGUGGUGGCUUAAAUUGGCAAGCGACGGACACAGCCUGGAAAUUCGGAACAUCGGGGUCCUUGGUUUCCGACAUAGGUUCAACUUUCCUACCGGAUAAAGCAAGCCGAUUUGUUUACCAGUGCAAUGCGAUCGAUGGGGGUGGUAUCGCGGAAUACGCUAUGGGGUGUGGACACCCGUUCAAAAGGAUGUGUGGCAAAUCGAUGCGGAGGACGACGAGCAAUGGAGUAGCCGGACCCCAGACUCUGACAUGUCACGUAUCACCGUGUUCCCCCAUUCCGUCCCCCUCAGAUCAAGUCGGUUAUGCUUUCGCGUUCCCCUCUCACCCUUCUCCUCCUCUUCUCGUCGCCGUGAGGAGCCCGGUUACCCGGGGAAGAGUGGUGGUGUUUACCCGGGGAUAAAUAAGUCCGUAGUUCGGAUGAUCGUAACCUGGCUCAAAGAUGACAAAAGGGAUGGGGGUAUGGUUGAAAAAGGUACAGGAUACGUAGACUCUGACUCUGUUCUAACACCAGAACAUGUAGGAACAUUGCACUCAGUCGAAGAAUGCGGCUUUCAAGGUGGUGGGAAGCCCCUCCAAGUGACUUGUGAAGAUGGCAGAGUUCACUCCCGAUACCACCGCCCCGGGAUUUUCCGUCCGUCGGCCUUCCGUCAUUGCAUUCAAAUGAAGAAUUGGAGACUGGCAGCCGUCGCGAACCGGAUUUAUCGAUUGUUCUAUCGUUGUAUGCUUGCGUACGACCGAGGUGAGAUUGGAUCUUUGUGGACCAAAACUACUGUCUGCUACUUCUGUCUGUGAUGGACUUGCCCCGGGGGCUGAUGAACUUCCGACUUCGGCCAGAUUCUGCAGUCCUCAUACAUGCAUGCUCUCAAGCAAUGUACAAUGUCGAC
This is a messenger RNA of Aspergillus aculeatinus CBS 121060, 968 nucleotides long. RefSeq lists its product as uncharacterized. The transcript has a single exon. Lineage: Eukaryota; Fungi; Ascomycota; Eurotiomycetes; Eurotiales; Aspergillaceae. The record is from RefSeq and is a predicted model, not a curated record. Bases 334 to 876 code for a protein of 180 amino acids.